Messenger RNA from Myzus persicae (green peach aphid), 2158 nucleotides. RefSeq lists its product as uncharacterized. Lineage: Eukaryota; Metazoa; Arthropoda; Insecta; Hemiptera; Aphididae. The coding region runs from base 176 to 1927 and encodes 583 amino acids. The record is from RefSeq and is a predicted model, not a curated record. The transcript is spliced from 11 exons.
UGCCUGCGAAUUGGAUCCUACCAAUUGUGAAGGUGAAUGCAAAGGAGAACAUCGUUUUCAACAGUAUUUUAUUUUUUUAGUUUAACUUAAAUUUACAAAACAUUUUUUGAAUAGUGUUUGUGCUCGUCAGAAUCACUUGCUUUUAACAGUAUCUGAAAAAGAUCGAUCUCUCACGAUGACCCGUCAUUGGGCGACGAGCUUGUUAAUCAUCGCACAGAUAUGCAACGCAGCAUUGGGCGUGGAAUACGAUCGAGCUCUAUUCGUCAAAUCCGAUGACUUAAGAAAAGCAAGAGAAAUACACACGAAAGUUGCCCAAAUAGCUCCAAAUUCUAUGGACCAGACGGUAGACCAUAUACUCACGUGGUUACAAACAAGAUAUCAAAAUCAACAGUUCCAGCGUUUGGCUCGCCAGGACAACAACGAACAGCGUCCGCGCCCGUUUGUAGCCUCAUCUGCUCAAUCGGACUACCGAGGAUACCUACCCCCACAACCACCACCCCAACCGGAGUUCAUCAUACCUACGACCUCGUCACAGUAUCAACCCACCGCAACCCCGUCCGUAGAAAUAAGUCCCUUCUUUGGACAGACCUCCGAACCCAGUCAGACGGUACCACCCCCAUCACCAUCGGAAAACACUUCACCUCAGCCUCUGGCACCGAUUGCGGGGUCCGAACCAUCACCCUCAUCCUCACCAGACGUCUCACCACAGACACCAGGUUUCGUGGACGAGCCAACCAGUUUCCAAGUCACUAAUCCAUCACUGCGACCAGAAUUGAAUAACCCGGAAACCCUCCAAAUCAGCACUAAUGACUUUGUACACCCACCACACAUACACGAGAUGAACGUGCAGUGUUCGAAAGACAUGAUGACCAUCAAUGUCGAGUUCAACAAACCGUAUGAUGGCGUCAUUUACUCAAAGGGGUUCUACAACACACCGGAGUGCAGAUAUGUUAACCCGAAUUCCGGCCAGACAAAGUAUUCGUUCAAAGUGAUGUUGAACUCUUGCGGGACUCAUUUCGUCGACGAAUUCUCUUCGGGCAAACAGGCAUAUUUGGAAAACGUAUUGGUCGUACAAAACGAACCGGGGAUACAAGAAGUCUGGGACGUCAUACGUUCUGUCAGAUGUUUGUGGGAAGGUAAUUUGAACAAAGCUCUGUCUAUCGCGUUGAAUAUUGGUAUGUUGAACCAGGAAGUGGUGACGUUUAGCGGAGACACUGCUACUGCUCGACUCGAUAUCCAAACCGGGAAGGGACCGUUCGCUCCCAUCGCUAGUGGUUUGGUGAAAAUCGGAGAGACCAUGACGUUGGUCGUAACGGUGGAUGGUGACCCCGGAUUCAACAUUUUGGUGAGGGAGUGCGUGGCCCGAGACAACAACCCCGAGUCGGGCAAUCAACUGCAGCUGACCGACGCCCAAGGAUGCGUGGCGAAACCCAAACUUUUCGGCAGCUUCCAAACAACGACAAACCCAGCUACUGGUUCUUUGAUAGCCUAUGCAUACUUCCAAGCGUUCAAAUUUCCGGACGUCAUGGACCUGUUGAUCGAGUGCAACGUCGAACUGUGCAAAGCCAACUGUCAGCCGUGUUCAGAAACGAAUCAAAAAAUCGAUCCCGGUCGUAAAAGACGAGACGUGCACAAUAUUGCGACGAACAAUACGAUCAAUACGUCCGACGACAGUGCGGAUUCCAUGAUGUUGGUCGGCCGCGUACACGUUUACUCGCCCGACGACCUGCUGGCCGACAAUUUCAAUCAGACCGCCACCGACGUGCUGGAUCCGCUACAGGCGUUCACGAUGGGCGACAGAACUUUGUGCAUCUCAUCAAAAAAGUUUUAUAUGACGUAUUCCUUUAUGGUCGCAGUCACAUUAAUAUCGAGUGCAAUGAGUAUGGUCCUGUGGAUUCGAUUACAACGCAAGAUCUAUAAAGAUUAAAGGGUAACUAAGUAUAGAAAAUGUGUUUUAAAUGAUUUUAUUUCGAGAUUGAAUUUUAUCAUUUUUAUUACAAUGUGUCUCUUGUAAAAUAAGCGAGAAGACCUGGACAGAAAACAGUUUUCAAUUGCUUUAUAUUACUGAUGAUCGAUCAUUUAAAAUGGUUAUUAUAAACGUAUAUCAUGUUAUUUUUUAUAAAUGUAUAAUGUAUUUAUAUAUAUACGAAAUAUUUAC